This is a messenger RNA of Humulus lupulus (European hop), 2156 nucleotides long. RefSeq names its product D-3-phosphoglycerate dehydrogenase 1, chloroplastic-like. The record is from RefSeq and is a predicted model, not a curated record. Gene Ontology annotation, molecular function: phosphoglycerate dehydrogenase activity; NAD binding. The transcript has 5 exons. Gene Ontology annotation, biological process: L-serine biosynthetic process. Bases 118 to 1914 code for a protein of 598 amino acids. NCBI's taxonomy places the organism in Eukaryota, Viridiplantae, Streptophyta, Magnoliopsida, Rosales, Cannabaceae. Gene Ontology annotation, cellular component: chloroplast stroma.
CUUCUCUCACACUCACUCCAAUCCCCGCCUAUAAAAGUACGGACACACUUUCCUCUACACUUAUUCAUAUUCUAUUUUCUUUCUCCCCCACCGCCGCCACCGCUACUACAUCCUUCAAUGGCUGCCUCAACUUCUCAAACCCUCCGCCUCAAACCUCUCAGAAAUGCCUCCCUUUCUCUCUCAUCCAAGCUGCCUCUCUCCUCCGCCUUCUCUGUCUCGCUCCACCCCCGCCGCCUGGCGUCUCGUCGGCUGGUCUUGAUUGUCUCUGCCGGUCUUGACGCCAAGCCCACGAUCCUCGUCGCCGAGAAGCUUGGUGAGGCCGGGCUUGAUCUACUGAAGGACUUUGCCAACGUCGAUUGCUCGUAUAACCUUAGCCCCGAGGAGCUCUGCACCAAGAUCUCGCUCUGCGACGCACUGAUCGUGCGGAGUGGGACAAAGGUCAGCCGCGAGGUGUUUGAGUCAUCCGGUGGGCGGUUGAAGGUGGUUGGUAGGGCUGGUGUCGGGAUUGAUAAUGUGGAUCUGGCGGCGGCUACCGAGCACGGUUGCCUGGUGGUGAACGCGCCCACUGCCAACACUAUUGCUGCUGCUGAGCACGGCAUCGCUCUCUUGGCAGCUAUGGCUAGGAACGUUGCGCAAGCUGAUGCGUCCGUGAAAGCUGGGAAGUGGCAAAGGAACAAAUACGUUGGUGUAUCUCUUGUUGGGAAAACACUUGCGGUGAUGGGUUUUGGCAAAGUUGGCACUGAGGUUGCCCGGCGAGCCAAGGGGCUUGGUAUGCAUGUUAUUGCACACGAUCCAUAUGCUCCAGCAGAUCGUGCCCGUGCAAUAGGUGUGGAACUUGUGAGCUUUGAUGAAGCUAUAUCUAAAGCAGAUUUCAUCUCAUUGCACAUGCCUCUCACUCCUGCCACAUCGAAAAUUCUCAAUGAUGAAACAUUUGCAAAAAUGAAGAAGGGAGUCCGCAUUGUGAAUGUUGCUCGAGGCGGAGUCAUUGAUGAAGAUGCCCUUGUAAAAGCACUCGAUGCUGGAAUUGUUGCACAGGCGGCACUCGAUGUUUUUACAGUGGAGCCACCAGUUAAAGAGAGCAAGUUGAUACUGCAUGAGAAAGUAACAGCAACUCCUCAUCUAGGUGCCAGCACUAUGGAAGCACAGGAAGGAGUGGCUAUUGAAAUAGCUGAAGCUGUUGUUGGAGCUUUGAAAGGAGAGCUUGCUGCCACUGCAGUCAAUGCACCAAUGGUUCCUGCUGAGGUUCUGACUGAAUUGAAGCCUUAUGUUGAACUUGCUGAAAAGCUUGGGAGACUGGCUGUCCAGUUAGUAGCAGGAGGAAGUGGUGUGAAGAGUGUAAAAGUGACCUACGCCUCUGCUAGAGCACCUGAUGACCUGGACACUAGGUUGCUUCGUGCCAUGAUCACCAAGGGUCUCAUUGAGCCCAUAUCCAGUGUUUUUGUGAAUUUGGUCAAUGCUGAUUUCACUGCCAAGCAGAGAGGGAUCAGAAUAACUGAAGAACGAAUCAUUUUAGAUGGCUCACCUGAAAGUCCAUUGGAUUUCAUUCAGGUCCAGAUUGCCAAUGUGGAAUCCAAGUUUGCCAGUGCCAUAUCAGAGAGUGGAGAAAUAAAGGUGGAGGGGCGUGUUAAAGAUGGGAUUCCUCAUCUAACCAGGGUUGGAUCAUUUGAGGUUGAUGUGAGCAUGGAAGGUAGUUUAAUACUCUGCAGACAGGUUGAUCAACCUGGUAUGAUUGGAACAGUUGGAAGCAUUUUGGGAGAGGAAAAUGUUAAUGUUAGUUUCAUGAGUGUCGGAAGAAUUGCUCCAAGAAAGCAGGCAGUGAUGGCAAUUGGUGUGGAUGAUCAACCCAGCAAGGAAUCAUUGAAGAAGAUUGGUGAUGUUCCAGCCAUCGAAGAGUUCGUCUUCCUCAAGUUGUAAUGUGGUGGUCCUACCUUAUUUCAACAAUUUUCUCCAGGGGCUUUUGUAUUUCACUUUUCUGGUGGUCUUUAGCCCGAUUUUGAUUAUUUUUCAAAAAAAAAAAUUCUCCUUUUUCUUCUGGGGUUAGGUGUUAGUUGAGGGAAUGAGUAAUAAUUCAACUUUUGCGAUGAAGAGAUUAUGUUUUUUAAAAACGUUAUGGUCUUUAAUUCAAGUAGAAUCUAUUUACUUUUUGCAAUGCCUAA